Molecule: messenger RNA, 1392 nt
Organism: Blumeria graminis f. sp. triticale
Lineage: Eukaryota; Fungi; Ascomycota; Leotiomycetes; Helotiales; Erysiphaceae
Source: the annotation of a GenBank genome assembly
AUGGUUUCAACACAACCCUUCCGCAGUUCAUUUCUGCAAAGCUCUCAACACAGGAGUAAACGGACGAAAUCAAAUACAAAUCAACUUCCAAAUUCACCAUUAUUACCAUUACACUUUCAUCUACCACUACAAUCGAGGAAGAAGAGGCGAAGAAUCAAGGUGAAGAGAAAUGGAACUAAGCAUACCACACCAAUCAACCCGAACUUUACUCCCAACCUUAAACGAGAUACACAAAUGGUUACAGAAGGACCACGGAAGAAAAGAAAAAUCGGAGAAUCCUCUAUCUUAGUUAGCAGGCAAAGCAUUUCAAUUCAGCAAAACACUGCGAAGAGAACGGUGACGCCAUUUCAUUAUGAUAAAAUAGUAAAAAGUAGUACGGCUUCGAACUUCAUUCUAAAAGAUAAUCGUAAAAGUACAAGUGUUCAUCAAAUUUCGUCAUCCUGGAUCGAUAUGCCGUCAUCGGCACAAAAAGGCCUCCACAACCCUGCGGUCCUUUGUUAUCGAAACUCUUUAUUGCAAGCACUCCUUCACUCUCCCAAAUUAGUUAACUGGCUUCGGAGCUACCACAGAUUUGGUGUGCGUACCUCUUGCGCGACACCCUGUGUAGCUUGUCGGCUUCUUUCGGUAUUCAACUCCUACUGGAGCAGUACCUCAAAAGAUUUGCGCGUUGCAACCAAAGAACUAGAUAAAGCGUUUAUUUCAGCUGGGUGGCAGAAUGGCCGAUCUGGGAGACAGGAAGACCCAGAAGAGCAACUUGUAUGGCUAGCUAAAGUGCUUUCCGAGCAACUCCCGACAAAUCAAUUCAGUGCAUUUGAGGCAAUAUCUCGUUUUACGCUCAAUUCGAAUACCAAGUGCUCCUCGUGUGGUUAUCUCUCCGUCAAUAAAGGUGAAAUUGAAGGUACUCUUUCUAUAGAUUUGCGACCGAAGAUAAAAAAUGGAACAAUAGCGGAUUACCUCAGGCCAUAUUUUUCCUAUUGGGUUGAAGACUUUAAAUGUGACCGUUGCUCCUCCAGAUCUCCGAAACAACGAAAUCGCAAGAUUUGCCAUCAGCCUGAUACACUUGUCAUUCAAUUAAAGCGUUUUGGAUGGGACGGUCGGAAGGAUAACUCUCCUAUCCCAUUUUCCUCUAAUCUCUCACUCAACCAAUAUCGAAACGAGGGAAAUACCUAUGAUUGUGAGUACGAGCUUACUGCCGUUAUCUGUCACAUCGGCGUAAUGAACUCAGGACACUACAUAUGUCGAGCAAAAGGUCCCGACAAACGUUGGAUGAAGUUUGAUGAUCUCAAAGUUUCAGAAAUGACCAUCGAACAAGCCAUACACCCUGGCACGAGGAAUGGAUGGACCCCUUACUUAUUAUUUUAUCAACGCACUGUCAAAGAUCUGCCACGUUGA